Molecule: messenger RNA, 1125 nt
Organism: Westerdykella ornata
Lineage: Eukaryota; Fungi; Ascomycota; Dothideomycetes; Pleosporales; Sporormiaceae
Exons: 1
Coding region: 1-1125 (374 amino acids)
Source: RefSeq, a predicted model, not a curated record
AUGACGAAUCAAGCCUCUUCCCACUCAGUUGCCAGCGAGAGCGCACCCGUUGUGCCUCUGCUCAGUGCGACCAAACCCGCAGAAGACACUCACACGCCGCCGGCACUGCUCGAGAAAGACAAACGUAAAGUGCCCGGCCUUUCGCAGACGAAAGCUGGCAGCCAUGCUCAACAAAGCGCCACGAAUAAUGCGUCGACGAGCCAGACGAUGCCAACGUCAACUCCAACCCUCGCACCGUCCCCUCCACUCAGUCCUCCGUUCGCCGAUGGCAGGCCCUCACCACGAGGGAGCCCCCGCAUAUACCCUGCAGGCAUUGGUGCCUCGCCGCGUCGCCGCAUCAACCGCUCGUCGUCCCCCGGACUCCUCCAUUCACCCGCUUCUUCGCAGAUCUUCGAGCGCAACGUGCAGGACAGCGUGAGCGAAUUGGAGGGGAGCGAACUCUCCCCACACCUUCCAACGCAUAUCAAAACCGAGGAUUAUAUACCGCCUGUCCUUGAGGCGUCCUCCUUAGCCAUCACAGAUGACCACCUGAACCCGGACGAAGUGGAGAUUGUUAUGCACUCUGCCCACCAGCCUGUCGCCGCAACCGUUGCAGGGAGUCGCGAUUCGAUAUACUCACCAUUGCAGGAUGACCUCUCAGUGCAUGUCGGCGCAGCCAGCCAUGUAGAGACUAUCGAAUCCACACCCAACUACGGCUCCAUAGAUACAACGGACGUGCGACGACUGAGCUUUAUAUCUUUCGCCGAUGUGGUCCAAGCCGAGAAUGUGGAGCUCGACCGAGACGGCGUGCAAAUCAUGAGCCUGUCCUCGACAGCAAACCGGUCUCCCUCACCGGUGCGCUCGCCCGCGUCGUCACACGGCUUCAGCGCCUCUCCACCCACGAGUGGGGCCGCAUCAGAGAAGGGAGUAGACUACGUGUCCCCCAAAGGAGUGCGGGUACCAAACAGCCCUACCGUGGCGCUCCAUGGCCUUCAGGGUCCAUCACCAGCCGGAGAACUACAGAUUGAGACGAUGCGCCAAGCCUUGCGGAAGACGGGCAGCGGCGACUUGAGCGGCGUCAGAAGCCAGCCACUCUCUGCUAUCAGUCUAGACGACAGCGGUGCCGACCGGGCUCCCUUCAAAUAA